Gregarina niphandrodes is the source of this 1674-nucleotide messenger RNA. Its product is annotated as cpn60 chaperonin family protein. Gene Ontology annotation, biological process: protein refolding. The record is from RefSeq and is a predicted model, not a curated record. The coding region runs from base 1 to 1674 and encodes 557 amino acids. Gene Ontology annotation, molecular function: ATP binding; ATP-dependent protein folding chaperone. The transcript has a single exon. Lineage: Eukaryota; Apicomplexa; Conoidasida; Eugregarinorida; Gregarinidae.
AUGUUGACCAAUUGGAGAGGGUCUCACCGCGGUUUUUCGGUAGCGGCGGAUCCGAAGGUUGUGUGUCGGGGACAGGAGGCGAGAACGCAGAUUCUCGAAGGGUGUGACGUCUUGGCGGAUGCCGUAGGUGCUACUUUGGGUCCUCGGGGUCGGAAUGUGAUUAUCCAGCAGGCGUACGGAGGUCCGAAGAUCACGAAGGACGGCGUUACAGUGGCGCGGAGCAUUGAAUUGGCUGAUCCGCUGCACGAGUUAGGUGCCAGUUUGUUGAAGCAGGUUGCGCAAUCCGCCAACAACGCCAGCGGCGACGGUACGACGACGGCGACGGUGCUUGCUCGGGAGAUUUACAAGCGUGGCUGCGAGGCUGUGGCGGCGGGUCUGAAGCCGAUGGAGGUGCUUAAGGGUAUGAAGCUGGCCACAGAUGAGGUGCUUGAUUAUUUGCAGGAGAAUUCCCGGGCGGUAUCGUCCAGCGAGGAGUUGUUCCACGUGGCGAAGGUGAGCGCCAACGGGGACGAGGCGAUCGGUCGUUUGAUCGCGGACUCGGUGUCCAAGGUGGGUCGGGAGGGUGUGGUUACAGUGUCUGAAGGCAAGACUGUGGACCACGCGGUACAGUUCACAGAGGGCUAUGAACUGGACCGGGGGUACGUGUCUCCCUACUUCGUAACCGAUGGCAAGACCGGCCGUUGCGUGAUGGAGGACAAGCCCAUGGUGCUGUUGUCAGAGGACAAGAUUACUAGUCUCAAAUACAUCAUGCCCGCCUUGGAGCACUGUGCGCAGAACAACCGGGAGCUGCUGCUGGUGGCUGACGACUACGACACGGAAGUGUUGACGGCGCUGAUACUGAACCGGCUACGCGGAGGUUUGAAGGUGUGUGCGGUCAAGGCUCCUUCUUUUGGCGAGUACCGCAAGCGCAUUCUAGAGGACCUGGCGGUGAUGACUUCGGCGACUGUUUUGAGCAAGGAGCGCAGCAAGGAGAUUGCUACGGUUGCGGAGUUGGGUUGCAUCGAGAAGGCGGUGGUGGACAAGGACAAAUGUUUGGUGAUGCGUGGAUCGGAGGUUAAUGGGCAUUUGGAGGAGCAUGUGCAGAAGAUCCGGAACCAGUUGAAGGAGUCUGAUGUAACGGAGUAUGAGGCAAGUAAGUUGAAGGAGCGUUUGGCCAAGUUGACGAGCGGCGUGGCGGUGAUCCAGGUGGGCGGGAACAGCGAGGUUGAGUUGGCGGAGUUGAAGGACCGUGUGGAGGACGCGUUGAAUGCGACUCGGGCGGCGAUGGCUGAGGGAGUAUUGCCGGGUGGUGGUAGUGCAUUGUUAUUUGCGGCGCGAAGUAUCGCAGGGUUGGCCGGGGCGAAUCGGGAGCAGGACGCGGGUAUCGACAUCGUGCGUAAGGCGUGUGAGGUGCCGUUGAGGAAGAUCGCCCAGAACGCGGGUUUCGAGGGGGCAGUUGUGGCAGGAGACUUAUUGCGCGAAUCCAAGUUAGGCGAAGGGUUCGACGCCAUGACGGGGCAAUAUGUGGAUAUGUACAAGGCGGGCAUUUUGGAUCCGACGAUGGUGGUCGUGACGGCGCUAAAGGACGCGUCGAGCGUGGCACGUUUGAUGUGCACGACGGAAGCCGCCGUUUAUAACCGACCGGCCGAACGUGCGCAGCCGAACGUGGGCUUACCCGGCGGCAACGACUUUUGA